This is a messenger RNA of Neltuma alba, 1004 nucleotides long. RefSeq names its product carbonic anhydrase 2-like. Bases 43 to 846 code for a protein of 267 amino acids. Gene Ontology annotation, biological process: carbon utilization. Gene Ontology annotation, molecular function: zinc ion binding; carbonate dehydratase activity. The transcript has 9 exons. NCBI's taxonomy places the organism in Eukaryota, Viridiplantae, Streptophyta, Magnoliopsida, Fabales, Fabaceae. The record is from RefSeq and is a predicted model, not a curated record.
UUACAUAUUCUUGUUUACAUUUAGUCAUUUACAGGUGUAACUAUGGCCAAGCAGUCACCCGAAUCAGCCAUGGAAGAGCUGAAGAAAUUUCUCAGAGAAAAAGAAGAUUUGAAGGAUGAGGCAACCGAAAAGAUCAUGAACCUAAUAGCUGAGCUGCAGGGAAAAGCAGAUGAUCUGCGUCCUAAUGAUCCUGCUGUUCAAAAGAUCAUAUCUGGCUUUUGUGACUUCAAAUUCAACACAUUCGACAAGAACCCAGAUCUGUUCAACGAACUCGCCAAAGGCCAAAGCCCCAAGUUUCUGGUGUUUGCAUGCUCAGACUCACGAGUGAGCCCCGAUCUGAUCCUAAACUUCCAACCAGGAGAAGCUUUCAUGGUCCGCAACAUUGCUAACAUGGUCCCUCCGUACGAGCUAAGGGACAACGGAGUUGGUGCAGUCCUUGAAUAUGGUAUCACGGCACUUGAGAUACCAAACAUUCUGGUGAUUGGGCACAGCAAGUGUGGCGGAAUCAAAAGGCUUAUGGAACAUCCAGAGGAUGGCUCUCCUCCCUUUGAAUUCAUAGACGAGUGGGUGAAAAUUGGUUUACCCGCCAAAGAUAAGGUGAAGAGCGAACACGACCCCGAUACGCCUAUGGAAGUCUUGUGCAAAUACUGUGAAAAGGAGUCGGUGAAUAACUCGUUGGCGAAUCUGCUGACAUAUCCAUAUGUGAAGAUGAACAAUUUGGCAUUGAUGGGAGGAUACUAUGACUUUGUGAAAGGACAGUUCAAGCUUUGGAAGUACCAUUCUCAUCACAGCACUGAACCCAUUAUUAUCCCUGCCCCAUUCCAACCCAUUUCUCUCUUAGAUUAAUGCCCAUUCACUUCAUCAACUUAUUGUGUGCCUUUUGAAUGGAGUAAUAUUUUACGGUUUGUAAUUUGUUUCCAAAUAAUCUGUUCAUGUCCGCUUUCGCUUUUGUACGUACCGUCCCAAAUUAAUGAAUAAAAUUGAUCCAUGUGGUUAUCUCUUAA